Molecule: messenger RNA, 1013 nt
Organism: Saitoella complicata NRRL Y-17804
Lineage: Eukaryota; Fungi; Ascomycota; Saitoellomycetes; Saitoellales; Saitoellaceae
Product: spermidine synthase
Exons: 1
Coding region: 58-957 (299 amino acids)
Biological process (GO): spermidine biosynthetic process
Cellular component (GO): cytosol
Molecular function (GO): spermidine synthase activity
Source: RefSeq, a predicted model, not a curated record
CUGCGUACGACUUCCUCGAGACUCCUCCCUCGUUCAAUCCACCUCAGAUCCUUCGCAAUGUCUGCUGAGCUUACCCACCCCCGCGUCACCAAGUCUGCCGACGGAACCAUGUGGUUCCGUGAGGAAUCCGAGUUCUGGCCCGGACAGGCCCAGUCCUUGAAGGUCAACCAGAUCCUCCACGUCGAGAAGUCCCUCUACCAGGACGUCCUCGUCUUCGAGUCCUCCAACUACGGUAACGUCUUGGUUUUGGACGGUGCUAUUCAGUGUACCGAGCGUGAUGAGUUCUCCUACCAGGAGAUGCUUACCCACCUCGCCAUGAACUCCCACCCCAACCCCAAGAAGGUCCUCGUUAUCGGUGGUGGUGACGGCGGUGUCCUUCGUGAGGUCGUCAAGCACGCUUCCGUCGAGGAGGCCGUUCUCUGCGACAUUGAUGAAGCUGUCCCCCGUGUCUCCAAGAAGUACCUCCCCUCCAUGGCCGUCGGCUUCCAGCACCCCAACGUCAAGGUUCACAUCGGUGACGGAUUCAAGUUCUUGGCUGACUACAAGAACACCUUCGAUGUCAUCAUCACUGAUUCCUCCGACCCCGAUGGUCCCGCCGAGUCCCUCUUCCAGACUCCUUACUUCCAGCUCCUCCACGACGCUCUCCGUGAGGGCGGUGUCAUCACCACCCAGGCCGAGUGCCAGUGGCUCCACCUCCCCAUCAUCAAGGAGCUCCAAAAGACCUGCAAGAAGAUCUUCGCUACCGCUACUUACGCUUACACUACCAUCCCUACUUACCCUGGUGGUCAGAUUGGAUUCAUGGUUUGCUGCAAGGACGGUUCCAGGAACGUUAAGGAGCCUUUGAGGACUUGGUCUGAGGAGGAGGAGGGCAAGUUGUGCAGGUAUUACAACAAGGAGAUUCACCGUGCGGCGUUUGUUCUCCCCACCUGGGUCAGGCAGGCUCUUGACGAGCAGUAGGUCCGUGGAGCGGUAAAGAUAUAGAACAGAAGAUAUCUACAUAGGGUUAUGGUUUU